AUGGAGAGUCAGAGAAUCCAGUCCUCGUACAGGAAGCGUUAUGGGCCUCAGGGCUCGGGCUCCACAGCCCCAAGAAUCGGGAGCCUUUCCUCUAACCGCUUCUCCUGGCAUGGCUCCCCUCGCAACCUCACCCACUACACCCCCGUGUCCAGGAUCUCCCUGGGCUCCACCAACCCGGCCCUUUUCCUGGGGAGCCCGGCCGACCGGCUGGACUUCCCCGCCGAGUCCCUGAUGAAGGCCCAAUUCAAGGAGACUCGCACCAACGAGAAGCUGGAGAUGAUGGGCCUGAACGACCGGUUUGCCAGCUUCAUCGAGAAGGUGCGCCAGCUGGAGCAGCAGAACAAGGUUCUGGUGGUAGAGCUGAACCAGGUGAAGGGGAAGGAGCCCAGCCACCUGGGAGACAUCUACCAGGAGGAGCUGAGAGAGCUGCGACGGCAGGUGGACGGUCUCACUAACGGCAAAGCUCGGCUGGAGAUAGAGAGGGACAACCUGGCCGCAGAUGUGGGAACACUGAAGCAGAGGCUGCAGGACGAGAUCGGCCUCCGACAGGAUGCAGAAAACAACUUGAACGCCUUCAGACAGGAUGUGGACGAGGCUUCUUUGAAUCGAGUCCAGUUAGAGAGGAAGAUCGAUGCCCUGCAGGAUGAGAUCAACUUCCUGAAGAAGAUCCAUGACGAGGAGAUUCGUGAUAUACAGGAGCAGAUCAUGUCCCAGCAGGUGCACGUUGACCUGGAUGUGUCCAAACCCGACCUGACUGCUGCCCUGAGAGACAUCAGGGGCCAGUAUGAAACCAUGGCCUCCUCAAACAUGCAGGAGACGGAGGAUUGGUACCGAUCCAAGUUUGCUGACCUGACAGACGCAGCCACUAGAAACGCAGAAGCCCUGCGCCAAGCCAAGCAAGAGGCCAACGAAUACCGGCGCCAGGUCCAAGUGGUGACCUGUGACAUGGAGGCUCUCCGUGGAGCAAACGAUUCUCUGGAACGCCAGCUCCGGGAGAUGGAGGACCGCUUUGCCAUGGAGACCUCCGGUUAUCAGGAUACAGUGAACCGUAUGGAGGAGGAGAUCCACGCCCUGAAGGAUGAGAUGGCGAGACACCUGCAGGAGUACCAGGACCUCCUCAACGUCAAGCUGGCCCUGGACAUCGAGAUCGCCACCUACAGGAAGCUGCUGGAGGGAGAGGAGGGCAGGAUCACUAUUCCAAUUCAGAGCUUUUCCAACACACAGUUUCGAGAAACUAAUCUGGACACCAAAACCCAUGAGACCCCCGUGAAGAGGAGCAUCCUGGUACGAACUGUGGAGACCAGAGACGGGGAGAUCAUUAAGGAUUCGACCUCUGAACACAAAGAUCUUUCCUAA
Limanda limanda (common dab) is the source of this 1356-nucleotide messenger RNA. RefSeq names its product glial fibrillary acidic protein (gene gfap). Lineage: Eukaryota; Metazoa; Chordata; Actinopteri; Pleuronectiformes; Pleuronectidae. The record is from RefSeq and is a predicted model, not a curated record. Gene Ontology annotation, molecular function: structural constituent of cytoskeleton. Gene Ontology annotation, biological process: regulation of chaperone-mediated autophagy; intermediate filament organization. The transcript is spliced from 9 exons. The coding region runs from base 1 to 1356 and encodes 451 amino acids. Gene Ontology annotation, cellular component: cytoplasm; cell projection; intermediate filament.